Molecule: messenger RNA, 570 nt
Organism: Dictyostelium purpureum
Lineage: Eukaryota; Evosea; Eumycetozoa; Dictyosteliales; Dictyosteliaceae
Exons: 3
Coding region: 1-570 (189 amino acids)
Molecular function (GO): calcium ion binding
Source: RefSeq, a predicted model, not a curated record
AUGGGUCAGGGCACAUCAAAAUCAGAAAUUAAAAAACUAAUGGAAAAAACUACCUAUUCCAAAGAUCAAAUAAACCAAAUUUAUACAGAUUAUUCUUGCUAUAUACACAAUGAUAAAGGUUUAACAUUUGACGAGUUUAAACAAUUCUUUUCAAUUCGUUUUAAAGAGUAUGAUGAGGAGUCAUUACUUACAAUGUUUAAUUUAUUUGAUUCAGAUAAAAAUGGUAACAUUAAUUUUAAAGAGUUUGCAUGUGCAAUUUUCAUAAUUACAAGAUCACCAGUCGAAGAAAAGCUAUCAUUUUUAUUUGAUAUGUUUGAUAGAUGCCCCAAAAAUGGGGUAUUGGAUAAUAGCGAAAUUAUAAGUAUAAUACAAUUGGCAAUUAAAACAGGUUCUUCAUUAGGUUUUGGUAUGAAAGAAUCAGGAUUGUUUGUAGAAAAUCUUUUAAAAAGUAUGGAAAGAGAAUCUAAUGGAGGGAUAUCAAAGCAAGAAUUCAUUUCAAAGGCCUCAAGUGAUGAUAAAUUCGUUAGAAUGUUAUGUUUAUAUGACCCAUUUGGCGAUUUAUUAUAUUAA